ACAGAACACAUAAUCUUUAGUUCAAAGAUAGCAGAUCCCAAUCAGAGACGGGGACCGGCUGAUUAUCAGUUGUCGCAGAAUGCCUAGAAAUUUCGUAAGGCAACAACCCAAUAAAAAACAUUUAAAUCUAAAAGAGCUGUUACUAUGCUUGCUUUUCUGCUUGCUGAGCAGCCCAAGAGUAGAAGCGGGCUCAGUCACCGGAGUCCCUGCCUGGUUACGUAGUGUCAGGACGGAAUUAAUCUCACCUUUAUCAGAGAUGCAUAGCUUUAAAGUGCCCAAAACGAGGAACUCGCAGAAAUCGGAACACACGCAGCUCGUGCAGCAAUUUCCCAGCAAUUACCGAUUUCGACAGCGUCUUCAACCUGGGUAUCCAGCUAGGCGGCAGCUAGUGUUUCUUGCUUUGCUGCCAUCGGUUGAGUCAGAUAACAGGAAUGACUGCAUCAUGCCAAAGGUGCUGGCCGUACUGGAGUUGGGUAUUGCAGAAGUGCAGCGAUUGGGCUUUAUUGGUGGUGUACAAAUUGACAUAACUCUCAUAUCACGCGAUACAUUCUGUUCGUCAACAUAUGGUCCACUGGGAUUCUUUGAGAUUUACACACAAUCGCCGGAGAUUAAUGCUAUCUUUGGAUUGCCUUGCGAGUACGUAUUGGCUCCUAUUUCACGCUACGCAGAUGUUUGGCAGAUACCUCUACUUACCACGGGUGGAAAUGCUGGCGAGUUUAGCAAGAAAGCGGAAAGUUACUCAACUCUAACACGACUAAAAGGCGCGCAAGUGAACAACCUGGGCAAUAUGGUGCGCGCCAUACUCAACACCUACAACUGGACACGCACAGCCUUGAUCUAUCAGAACGAGAAUGCCAAGGUUAGGGGCAACUCUGUGUGCUUUCUUUGCCUAGCAGCCAUUCACGACACCAUUGAGAACGAAUCAGUUUAUCAGCUGGGGUUUGAUACCGCCCAUUGGACAAAAUCAUAUAUUAUACGGUUGCUACGCAACGUAGCAAUGCGCUCGAGAAUUGUGAUUAUGUGCGCAGAUCCGCAGUCAAUACGUCAAAUUAUGAUGACAGCCGAGGAGCUCAAGAUGAUUGAUAGUGGUGAAUAUGUAUUUAUCAACAUUGAAUUAUUUUCGCGAGUGCCAUAUAUGACAUCGCUCCCAUGGUACGAAAAGGACGAUACAGAUAUGAAUAACGAGCGCGCCAAAAAGGCCUACACUGCUAUGUUAACUGUCACACCAAAGCAGCCAAAUGAUGAUGCUUACACAAAGGUCUCUAAUGAGAUUAAGAAAAUUGCAUCGCUUAAAUAUAAUUAUACAUUCAGUGAGAAUGAGCCCAUUUCGGCAUUCGUCACAUCAUUUUUCGAUGGCGUCCUGCUGUAUGCCAAUGCACUAAAUGAGAGCAUCAAAGACGACCCUAGCAUACUGACUAGACCCAUAAAUGGCACUGACAUGGUUAGGCGCAUGUGGAAUCGCAGCUUCACUGGCAUCACUGGAAAUGUAACCAUUGAUUCAAAUGGAGACCGUAUAUCGGCUUACUCGUUGCUCGAUAUGAAUCCCACCACAGGAAGAUUCGAAAUUGUCGCGCACUUUCUCCAUAACCGCUUAGAAUUCGAAGCUAAGAGGGAAAUUCAUUGGCCCGGUGGGAGAAAUCAAGCUCCACCAGAUAGACCAAUCUGCGGCUACGAUGGAUCACUAUGUCCAGACAAUUCGCUACCUGGAUAUGCCAUUCUGUCUAUUGUGUUGGGCACCAUUGUAGUAAUUAUGGUGGUAUGUUUCUAUUUUAGCUAUCGUCAUUACUUGGCCGAGGCAGAAAUUAACUCCAUGAGCUGGAAGGUCUCCUUGGAAGAUGUUGUGUUUAGAGACGCCACUGAUCAUGGCAUACGUGGUUCCUUCCACUCACUUGUUAAGCAAGGCUCCCAGACAACACUAAUGUCUGAAGAUAUGGGUUCUAUAAAUGGUGAUCGCCAAAUCUUUAUUCCUGUAGGCAUGUAUAGAAAGAGAAAAGUAGCCAUAAAGUCCAUUGAUCUGAGCAAAGUGCAAAGCGUUCUUUCUAGAAGACAAAUGCUAGAAUUAAAACGCAUGAAAGAUCUGCAACACGAUCAUUUAGUUAAGUUUUAUGGUGCAUGCUUGGAUCAACGACGCAGUUUUCUGCUAAUGGAAUACUGUCCCAAAGGUUCUUUGCAAGACAUUCUAGAAAACGAUCAAUUUCAGCUGGACUGGAUGUUUAAGCUGUCAUUAAUGCAUGAUAUCGUCCGUGGCAUGCAAUUCUUGCACUGCUCCGACAUUCGAUCCCAUGGGAAUUUAAAAUCAUCCAAUUGUGUUGUAGAUUCCAGGUUUGUGCUUAAGAUUACAGACUUUGGAUUACAUAGUUUGCGCCGUGCUCAUGUUGACAUUGAAAAUGAAAUUGAGCAUUGCAACAGCCAUGCUUACUGGAAAAAUCUAUUAUGGACAGCACCGGAGCUUCUGCGACUUGAAAAUCAACGUCCUCCAGAGGGUACACAGAAAGCCGAUGUCUAUGCAUUUGGAAUAAUUGUACAUGAGAUAACAACGAGACAAGGUCCUUUUUACUUGGGAAAAUUUACACCUGAAAAAUCACCAAGAGAGAUUAUAGAAUUGGUUAAGAACAAAUCUAAAAUAACGCUAAAACCCUUUCGUCCAGAGCUGGAGCCAUGGGAGAAUAAUGAUACCAAGGCAGAUGUUGUACGUAUCAUAAAACGUUGCUGGUGUGAAGACCCUACCGAUCGACCAUAUUUCAAUACGCUUAGAUCAAUGAUACGCAAGUUUAAUAAGGAUAAUGAGACUGGCAAUAUUGUGGACAAUUUGCUGAAACGGAUGGAGCUGUAUGCAAGCAAUCUGGAGGAGCUUGUCGAAGAGCGCACUCAAGAUUAUUUGGAGGAGAAGAAAAAAUGCGAGAAGCUUUUGUAUCAACUACUGCCUCAAAGUGUGGCUGCCCAAUUAAUCAGCGGUCAGCCUGUUGUGGCUGAGACAUUCGACCAAGUGACUAUCUACUUCAGCGAUAUAGUUGGGUUCACAGCAAUUUCUGCAGAGAGCACGCCCAUGCAGGUGGUACAGUUUCUUAAUGACUUGUAUACCUGCUUCGACUCAAUUGUGGAAAACUUUGAUGUGUAUAAAGUAGAAACAAUUGGCGACGCUUAUAUGGUGGUAUCGGGAUUGCCUAUACGCAAUGGUAACUUUCAUGCACGUGAAAUUGCGCGCCUGGCAUUAGCGUUACUAGAAGCAGUUCAUAACUUUAGAAUACACCAUCGGCCCAAGGAUAGACUUAAGCUGCGCAUUGGACUACACACGGGUGCAUGUGUUGCUGGAGUGGUUGGUAUGAAGAUGCCACGCUAUUGCCUUUUUGGGGACACUGUGAAUACGGCUUCCCGCAUGGAAUCCAAUGGCGAGGCCCUUAAGAUUCACAUAAGUGAGACAACGAAAUUGGCGCUAGAUGAGUUUGACACAUUCGUUACAACACGUCGUGGACUUGUGCCCAUGAAGGGUAAAGGCGAAAUGCUCACAUACUGGUUAGAAGGCGAGAUACCCAAGCCAAAUUCCCUAAUAUCAACUGGGAAAUUGUUGCUAACUAGACGCUCGUCACUUAAACAGCUGCAACGGCAGACACACUCACUUUACAAGCAAUACUCAGAGCUAGCAGUGGCCAACAUAUUAGCGACGCCUAUGCUCAGCGUAUCACUCCCUACAGGUAAUCAAGCAACCCAUCCUAAUUUGCAGGUAAAACGUAAAAUUAGUUCCAGUUCCCCAAAGCUAAGCGAAGCGUGUAAGAGUGAUCUCCAUAAUUAUUAUUUGGAGACGGGACAGCAUGGUGAUCAGCCAAAUCACAUAUAUAGCAGUCGCUCACUGCGUGCGUUAUUUUCUCGACGAGAAGACAGACCAGGAAGUAUGAAUACUGAUGACAGCUGGCAGUUAGCACACUUUCGCCUCCCAUUGAGCGGCACACUCAAGCAACACCACAACAACAAUCAUCAUGGCCUACACGUGCAAUCGGGGUCCAUUUCCAAUCUGAGCGGUAUUUUGCAACCAAUACCAUCUCAGACGAGAUCACGGCUACGGCCAUCCCCCAUGAUCUCAGCUCUCUUGAAAAGUAGUCGCAGUGACAUUGGUGCUGUCACUUCGGAAACUGGCAGUACAGGCAGCGGGCAGCGCAUCAAAUUCGCAAAAUAUGAUGAAGUUCCGCUACUUAACCACAAAGCGGAAACAGUGCAUCUGCCAGCAAUAAAGAGGAAUAAUCACAUGCAGCGUAACAAUAGUUACUGCUGUAAUCAGAACGUUCAAAGUGACAUGUGCAGAUGUAACACAUAUUGUAAUAUUUCCAUAAGUAAUAAGCAGAUACGCUGCAAGCCCGCAUCCGUCUCAAAUAAUCAUGUCCAAGAAUAUGAGCUGAACCUUACCGGGUGCCCGCGUUCAGCUGUAGUUUCACGAGGUGCAAGGACCACAAAUUGUGCAACGCAGCCGCUGUUGACAUAAAUUGUUAGUAAGAGCAAUAGUCAAGCUCACCCUUCCAUCUCUUAUCUCCUAUGAAAACGUACAGAAUUUUCAGACGAUUGAACAAUUUCUAGUACCUACUCGAGAUCAUUCAUAUUAAAUACACUUAUAUGUGAUAAUACUUAUUGAACUCUAUUAAAUAAAUGUAAUAGAUAUUUGAAUAAGUAAAAUAUAUGUAGAGU
This is a messenger RNA of Drosophila busckii, 4674 nucleotides long. RefSeq names its product atrial natriuretic peptide receptor 1. The transcript is spliced from 8 exons. The coding region runs from base 80 to 4474 and encodes 1464 amino acids. Gene Ontology annotation, cellular component: membrane. Lineage: Eukaryota; Metazoa; Arthropoda; Insecta; Diptera; Drosophilidae. The record is from RefSeq and is a predicted model, not a curated record. Gene Ontology annotation, biological process: protein phosphorylation; receptor guanylyl cyclase signaling pathway; intracellular signal transduction. Gene Ontology annotation, molecular function: protein kinase activity; peptide hormone binding; ATP binding.